GACUCAACCUACGAUGCAGCAAUUGCUGGCGAAUCCGCCAAAAGCCCAAUGGCCCCAUGACCAUGACAUAACAAAACGCAUAGAUAAGGCUAUCAUGGAUUAUAUAUUAGUUGACAUGCAGCCUUAUAACACUGUGUCAGGAAAAGGAUUUAAGCGCUUAAAUUUUGCGGACCCUGCAGGACCAAAAAAAUAUAAAUUGAAAUCUGAAAAAUUUUUUCGCACCCAACUAAUGCCGGAAACUUUUGAAAAAGUUAAAACUAAAGUAGUCAAUUUGCUAUGUGAGGCCGAGUGGAUAAGUUUUACUACAGACAUUUGGUCAAAUCCUACUAAAACUUGUUCACUUCUGAGUUUUACGGCCCAUUUUGUGCACAAUGAACAACGACCAAAAGUAAUCUUGGGUGCAUCAGUUUUAGAAAAUGACCACACGGGCGACUAUAUCUCCGAGAAACUGAAAGAAGUAGUCGAAGAUUAUAAUAUAGGCUCUAAAAUCCACCUUGCUCUUCGCGAUAAUGCUGGGAACAUGGCCCGUGCUACAAGGGUUGCGGAGUACGAUUCGUUGGGCUGUGUGUCUCAUACACUACAACUGGUGAUUCAUGACGCAAUUUUAUCGGUGCCAAACAUAAUAACAAUACUAAAAAAGUGUCGUAAAGUAGUCGGACACUUUCAUAGAAGUGAGCAGGCACGGAGGUAUUUAAAUACUUUCCAAAAAACUUUAAAUUUACCAGAACACACCCUAUUCCAAGACGUGGAAACACGUUGGAACAGCACGUACUUAAUGUUGUCACGGUUGAUUGAGCAAAAAAAUGCGAUUAAUCUAUACCGUGUCGAAAGGGGCUCAAUCAAUGAAAUUAAUAACGAAGAAUGGACGACGAUGCAAGAUGCUGUCAGUGUAUUGGAAUGUUUUUAUGAGGCCACAUUAGACAUGUCGUCAGAUGCAUCAUGUGUCUCCUUGGUGAUACCUUUAGUAGCCAUGUUAAGUGGAAAACUUGCGUCAACUAGCGGGCAAAGUCAGUUUGUAGCGUCGGCAGAUACUGCAAUGUCAGCAGAUAUAGAAAACAAUGAAAGUGAUGCUCUUCAAAAUUGUGCUGCUGCUGAGAUGAAAAGCAAGUUGUUGUGCUCACUCAAUCAUCGCUUUUCAUUCAUACGAACAUCGAGCCCCUUAAUUUGUGCAACAUUGUUGGAUCCCCGAUUCAAAACAAAAUAUUUGACCGAAAACGAGGUAAACGGAGCCAAGACUAAAAUUUUUGAAGUUUUACAAUUAGGUACACCGGCAGGACUUGGAGAGCGUCAGGGUGGAGCGUCAACUUCAGUUAGAUCCGUCAAUGAGACAAGUUUGUGGGCAGCUCACGACUCCAUCGAGUCUGAUGACGACCCAAUGACGGACAACUCACUUGAAUCGUCACUUGACAAUUAUCUGAGAGAGCCAAGGCUGCAUAGGAAUGCAAAUAUCUACGAAUACUGGCAUUCAUCGCCUUACCAACUCCUGCGCCCUGCAGCAAAAAAAUUUUUGUCGGCUCCACCAACAAGUGUGGCUAGCGAACAGCUUUUUAGCAGGGCUGGUCAAUUGUACGACGAGCGGCGUCACAAUUUAACUGGCCACAACGCUGAAAAGUUAUUGUUUUUGUGCUAUAAUAUAGAACUAUUUAAUUUUGAUUAUUAAUGUCUUUUCGUCGUCUUUUAUCAGACCCACUUGCACCAACCAGAGUUAAAAAAAUAAAUGGUAAACCUCGCAUUUACUUUUCAGUUUCGUACAUGGCGUGAUGAAUCCUAAGUUAGCUGUUUAAUUUUUUAACCCUGGUUAGCGCAAGUGGGCCCGAGAAGAGUUUUGUAUGUUUUUAGUCAGUAUUUAUGAAAAUACAGUUUUUUUUUGCAAAAUACGUAUUUUUUCUUUCUUUUCUCAAAUUCUCGGUCUCGGUCUCGGCCGAGAAUUUCAUUUUGUCUCGGUCUCGGUCUCGGUCUCGGCCGAGACAAAAAAAGUGUUCUCGGUCGGACCU
This is a messenger RNA of Cydia splendana, 1994 nucleotides long. RefSeq names its product zinc finger BED domain-containing protein 4-like. Gene Ontology annotation, molecular function: protein dimerization activity. The record is from RefSeq and is a predicted model, not a curated record. The coding region runs from base 14 to 1660 and encodes 548 amino acids. Lineage: Eukaryota; Metazoa; Arthropoda; Insecta; Lepidoptera; Tortricidae. The transcript has a single exon.